Messenger RNA from Gopherus evgoodei (Goodes thornscrub tortoise), 1784 nucleotides. It is a transcript of the gene ENDOV, whose product is annotated as endonuclease V. The record is from RefSeq and is a predicted model, not a curated record. Gene Ontology annotation, biological process: DNA repair. Bases 69 to 1115 code for a protein of 348 amino acids. Gene Ontology annotation, cellular component: nucleolus; cytoplasm. NCBI's taxonomy places the organism in Eukaryota, Metazoa, Chordata, Testudines, Testudinidae. Gene Ontology annotation, molecular function: single-stranded RNA binding; RNA endonuclease activity producing 5'-phosphomonoesters, hydrolytic mechanism. The transcript has 9 exons.
GCCGACCUGCCCCUCCCCCGCGCUGACACCAGCCCGCCACGGCCCCUCGGAACGAACCGCCCCGCUCCAUGUUCCCGGCGGGCGGGAAAGCCGCAGCCCACCGGAAGCGGCUAGCCCGGAAGCGGAGCCAUGGCGCGCAGAGAGACGGAGCCGCCGGAGCAGGAGACUCUGCGCCGCUGGGAGCGGUAACGGGAGCGGAGCUCGGCACGGGCGCGGAGCAGGCCCAGCUAAAGGCAAAUGUGAUUGAGGAGGACACUGAAGAAUGGCAGAAAGAUUCCACCUUUGCAGGACUGGAGAGAGUGGGAGGGGUGGACCUGUCUUAUGUCAAAGGAAACGACACAGUCGCCUGCGCUUCCCUGGUGGUUCUCAGCUACCCAGAGCUUGAGGUGCUAUAUGAGGAUUGCCAGAUGGUAACCGUGAGUGCCCCCUACCUGGCAGGAUACUUAGCUUUUCGAGAGGUCCCUUUCCUGGUGGAAGCUGCUCAGAGACUUCAGGAGCGAGAGCCUGGGCUCAGGCCUCAGGUGCUGCUUGUAGAUGGGAAUGGUGUGCUCCAUCACAGAGCAGGGUUUGGUGUGGCCUGCCAUCUGGGGGUGCUGACAGACCUGCCCUGUAUUGGUGUGGCCAAAAACCUCCUGCAGGUCGAUGGCCUGGCCAAGGAUGAGCAGCACAAAGGGCAGAUCCGCGACCUGCAGAUGGGAGGAGAUGUAUUCCCUCUGAGGGGCACCUCCGGGAGAGUCCUGGGCAUGGCCCUGCGCAGCUACAAUAAGAGCACAAAGCCCAUCUACGUCUCCGUGGGCCACAGGACGUGCUUGGAGUCGGCGGUGCGCCUCGUCCAGUCCUGCUGUAGGUACCGGAUCCCAGAGCCCAUCCGACAGGCUGACAUCAGAUCCAGAGAGUACAUCCGAACGCACCUGUCCUCCCCACUGGGGGGCACAUCUCCUGGGCCAGGGAGGAAGGAAGAGGCUGAGCCCAAGCAUUACUUUGGCCCCAGGAAGACACUGCCCAGCCCCAGUGUGAACUUGGGCCUUCCACCCCCUAUGGAAUCAGAACUCCAAGAAGUCUCUACAGGGCAGCGUGACUCACCGUCCACACCAGGAACUCAGGGUACUUCGUGAGGUGAAACGCCAGGAUAACCAGAGAUUAAUCAGGAGACGGCUUCCCCCUGGGCUCUGCUAAUGGGGCAGGAGCCCCGGCCUUUGAUGGUUUGUAAAUUCUAGCGAAUAUUUUAUAUUCCAAUUUUGAAACCACACACUGUAAAAAUAAAUUCUCACCAGUGCUCGUACACUAACAAAGCAGUGUUUGGGAGUCAAGGGAGGGAUUAUGUGCAGCAAGACUGUGAGAAUUCACUUUGGGUGGUUUCUUAACAAACAAGUUAAAAACAACAUGAAGCUCCCAGUUUGACGCUGGCUUCUUGCCAAUCCCUUUCGUGACACAGUCUCAUGGACUUCCUGCUCCCCAUCCUCCUUUUACCCUUUCCUCCCCACUUCUCCAGCCUGUGUGUUUGUGUCACUUCACACCUCUCUGGGGAACAGAAGCCCAAUAACUAGCUGCUGCUAGUCCUGACAGACGGGCAGAGGACUCUGUGUUUUGGGUGGGCGUGUAACUCACAAGGGAGGUGCGGGAGCCAGCAAUCUGCUGCAUGGUUUGGAGGAGGGGAGCUGCUAGGCUCUAAGUCCUGAAUUUGGAUCCCUAGGAAGCAAACAGGCUCCCUGGUACACAGGUCGUGCAGUCCUUGGUCCAUCAGGUCUCAAUAGCUGCUGCUCUGCCUGCUGUCAGUUACCGAA